AUGGAUCGUCUUCACAUUCCAAUCAUGGCGGAUUCUCUUCUAUCCUCCAUCGCUACUUUUCACACAACCAAGAUUAUCUUCACAGAUCUCACCAAGUACGCCUUCAUUGGAUCUGUUCCUGAAACCAUGCUCGCUUGUGUCUCUGCAGCAAGUAAUGUUUUGCAACAAUACAGGAAGAAUCUGUCUUCCGGUCCGAGGGAGCUUACGCCAUCCAUGGUUUGCUCCAUUGAAGAGGCUGAUAAGCCAGCAAAAAGGGGCAAGAAAACUGAAACCCAAAAGGAGGCACAGGUUUAUAAACCAACCAAGAGGCAAACCCCUAAGAAGCGAAAGUCUGACAAGGUUGCUCCAUCACAUCCUCAACCAAAGAAGCAGAAGAAGCCUGCUAGGAGGCUUAUACUCCAAUCUUACAGUGAUUCUAACUCAGAGUAUGUUCCUCCAAAACAUAAGUUUGCUCCUCCUUCAGACUCCGAGAGCGAAAGCUCUGAAGAUGAGGCUUCGGGUCAAGGUGAUACCCCGCCUCGGUCCCCUAUCCCAGAAGGUUCGGUUUGCUCUCCACCUCCUUCUCCUCCACCUGUAUCAAUCCCAGUAUCCAUCCCUCCCAUUUUCCCCAUCCCCACUACACAACCAUCCGCCACUAUACCCAUCCCUACUCCCAUAUUCACAGACACUACUACCACCACUACUACCACAUGGGCUCAUUCUACAGCUCCCACUCCAGCUGUUACAACCGAACCUCCGACUACUACAAAACCCUUAUCUCCUACUCCAUCGACAGAAACCACCCCAAGUGAUGAAGAUGAUGAUGAGCCUGUGACCAAGCGUCAUCUCAAAGCAGUACAUGAAAAACUCGAUCAAUUGCUCUCCUCUUCUUCCUCUAGGGCUUACUCUGAAGCUGCAUUAAAGGCUUUAUUCUCAACUGUUUUUCAAGAACACAGUUCCUCGCUCUCUGCUGCAGCUAAGGCCAUUGAAGCCUCCACUUCUCAAUGCCAGCAAGCCUCUCUUGCUGUUGAGGCUUCUACCAAGGAGUGCAAGGAAGCGACCGCAAAAGUCGAUAAACUAGUUUCUGAAGCUCAUCUAUUUCUAGAUUCUUUGCAAGCAGAAGCUAAGAAGAAUGCCCAAACAGUCAAUGCUUCGGUGGAUAGUCUUCAACGUUCUCUUCAAUCUGAAUGA
Lactuca sativa (garden lettuce) is the source of this 1170-nucleotide messenger RNA. NCBI's taxonomy places the organism in Eukaryota, Viridiplantae, Streptophyta, Magnoliopsida, Asterales, Asteraceae. The record is from RefSeq and is a predicted model, not a curated record.